Messenger RNA from Canis lupus familiaris (dog), 1740 nucleotides. RefSeq names its product tRNA methyltransferase 2 homolog B (gene TRMT2B). Gene Ontology annotation, molecular function: tRNA (uracil(54)-C5)-methyltransferase activity, S-adenosyl methionine-dependent. Lineage: Eukaryota; Metazoa; Chordata; Mammalia; Carnivora; Canidae. The record is from RefSeq and is a predicted model, not a curated record. Gene Ontology annotation, biological process: RNA processing.
AUGAGCAAGUCAGAAGUGUUUCUGUGGUUGGCAGGUAUUAUGAAAAGAGUCCUAAUGCAUAGCCCGAGGUGUUUCUUCUCCAGGGUGGGUCUUCUCUCCAAACCAAGAUUACUCCCCUGGUGUGCCACAAAACCUCCAGGUUGGUCACAGCUCUUUAAGAGCUCAGCAUGUAAGGGAAACUUCACUUACGUGAUAGCCAAGAAGUGUCAAAGAGGGCAAAAAAGUUAGAAGAAAUCAAACCAUGUUGGACCACCUAAUGGUUCCUGGCAGGAAAGGCUGGCCUAUGUUGUGACACCACUCUGGAGACUGAGCUGUGAGGAACAGAUCAAGGUGAAAUUUGAAGCUCAGAAGAAAAUUUUAUAGAGACUAGAGUCUUACUUCCAAAAGCUCAAUGGAGUCAAUGUGACAACAUCUGUACCCAGAGCUGAGGGGCUCUGUUGUCUUUUCCAUCCUAUUAUAUCCUCACCUGUCAUCAAUGGCUACCAAAAUAAGUCCACCUUCUCUGUGAACUGAGGUCCAGAUGGCAAUACAAAGACCAUGGGGUACUACUUGGGAACUUGGAGAAUUCAAAACAUCGUUUGUGUACCCUCUAACCAUCUGAAGAACAUCCCUGAAAAACACAAUCAAGUGGCCUAGUACUAUGAAGUAUUUCUUUGACAGUCUGCAAUGGAGUCCUGCUUUUUGUUUCAUGAAGGUGGGUACUGGUGUGAGCUCAUAUUCUGCACCGAUAGCCGAGGGCACACAAUGGCCAUCAUCACUUUCCAUCCCCAGGAAUUAAGACAGUUGGUUUUGGAAGUGUCAGGGCAGGUAGCAGAAAUUACACAUCCACAGAAUAUUUAUGUGGGUUGGGAAGAGGGGUUAGGGACUGAGGUGAAGUUCCAUGUUAAUGAUGAUGUGAGGACUCCCAAGUAUUUUCACAAGAACUUUGCCCAUGGAAGUUGGAGGAGCUCAGUAUUCAGAGAGACUCUAAAGUUUUUCACCACUGGGCCAGGAGCAGUCUGUGAUUUGACAUCCCUUUACUUUCAGGAAAGCACCAUGAUGCAUUGCAGCCAUCAGCAGUCCCCCUAUCAGCUCCUAUUUGGGGAACCCCAUCUCUUUGAAGAUCUCUUGGGCUUGAAGAUCUGUAUCUCUCCAGAAGCCUUUUUCCAGAUUAAUAAUGCUGGUGCAGAGGUGCUGUAUCGGACAGUGAGGGAGCUAGUGAACUCUAACACCAUCCUCCUCGAUAUCUGCUGUGGAACUAGUGUGAUUGGUCUCUCUCUGGUUCAGUAUAUCUCCCAGGUCCUUGGUAUUAACUUGGUGGAACAGGCAGUAGAGGAUGCCAGGUGGACUGCAGCCUUCAAUGGUAUCACCAACUGUGAAUUCCACACAGGUUGAGCAGAGAAGAUUUUACCACAGCUGCUACAGUCAAAGGAAAAUUGGCAGUUCAUUGUUGCUGUGGUGAGCCCAGCCCAGGCAGGACUGCAUAGGAAUGUGGUUCAAGCCAUUCAAAACUGCAGGGCUAUCCGCACGCAGAUUUUUAUUUCCUGCAAGCCCCAUGGUGAAACCACAAGGAACAUCAUUGAACUAUGCUGUCCUCCAGACUCAGCUAAGAAGCUCUUUGGUGAGUCUUUUGUUCUGAGAAAAGCUGUGCCUGUUGAUCUGUUCUCCCCCACCAUGCACUGCAAGCUGGUGCUCCUCCUCACUUGCGAAUCAGCCUCCUAUGAUACUGCAGGCUCUUUAUUAAGGCAGAAGUUUCAGUAA